This is a messenger RNA of Limanda limanda (common dab), 1492 nucleotides long. RefSeq names its product fibroblast growth factor 23-like. The transcript has 3 exons. NCBI's taxonomy places the organism in Eukaryota, Metazoa, Chordata, Actinopteri, Pleuronectiformes, Pleuronectidae. The record is from RefSeq and is a predicted model, not a curated record. Bases 97 to 810 code for a protein of 237 amino acids.
UCUCCUCCUACUCCUCCUCCACUAUCUGCCCUCACACACACACACACCAUCCUGAUCACUUGCUCUGCUACAGCGAGCCCAGCAUCCCGGCUGACCAUGCACCCGGCUCUCCUCUCACUCCUCCUGACAGCCGUACUGGUGUCUGUACUGGUGGAUUGUAGGCCGAGGCCUCGGGACUCGGCAGAGCAGCGACCACACCACAGGAGAACGCACACGGCCCCCCCGGCUGGUCCGGCUCGGCUUCACAUAGAACUCAGUGGAUCAAUGAGAAGAGGCAGAGACUCUCUAGUUGUUUUGCCAGUGAGAUCAGACACAAGCAACUUUGUGUCAAUAUUUGAUUUGAGGAGAAAGCGGUUUCUCUGUGUGGACCUGGAGGGAGAGCUGCACGUCUCUAGGCAGAAGGAUCGAGCAGAUUGCCUCUUCCAGCGGAUCUGGUUGGACCUGACAAACCCCCGGGACGUGUUUUACUCUGCAGCCGGCGGCAAGCGGCUCAAACCGCAGGGGGCCGCUCACCGGGGUCAAGCUGAGGCCUCCUCGGGGGGGCUGGAGACGCUCCUGGGUUCCUCGGUGAGGAGACAGAGGAGGAGCGAGGAGGUGAACCCCUCCGAUCCGUUAAGAACACACUCGCUCCCGGACCCUUCUGCCAAGGAUCACAAAGAGACGCUUCAGGAGCCGACUGAGCCGGACCAGGCCGGGGCCGUGUCCAAGGAGACCAUCACGUCCUGUGACGACCCCCUGAGGGUCCUGCAGCACAACGGGCCCGUCAGUCCCGUCAAGACCAACAUCGCUGACCGGCCCGAGCAAGACUGAGACACUGACUGAAUCAGGAGGGGGGGGGGGGGUGCAGGUGGUUAUGAUUGUUCUGAGAACUCACUUUACGUUUGUUGGCGUGAUGGACGUCGGUAGAUUCUCGUCCUGCGACCGAUGGAGCCAGGCUCACGUUAGAGGUGAUUCCCAGAGAGGUCAAUAUUUCACAACUUCUGAGAAAAGACAAAGAGUUUCAUAGUGUUUCUCUUUUCUUAUGUUUCAUCAAACCAUUGAGUAGUGUUUCUCUUUUCAUAGGUUUGGUUUGAACGGAGCUUUUCCACAAACGGACUCGAACCCGGUUACAUCACAGCGCUUCUGUUUGAACAGCAGACAACAUUUGGGCGAGUUUGCUCCAGUUUCCUGUCGUCCUUUGACCUCCUGUGUGGGUUGAAGUUUAAACCCCGGAUCAGACUUGGGGCACUGUCUAUUUUACAUAUGUAAAAUAAAUGUAUAAUCUGUAAGUAAUUAUGAAUAUUUAUACACCAAAAAGAAAAAGAAAAAACAACCUGUGCAUAUGGUUGUUCAUUCAUUAACAGGAUCCAAUUAUAUCAGGUGCCGGACACCAACAGUAGCAACAUAUUUAUUUAUUGAAACGUGUUAAAUGAUCCUAGCUCUACUGUUUUAUUUUUUAUAUAUUUCAUGUUCUUAUUUCUAAAACGGAAAAAUAAAAGAUAACUAUUCUGUG